Vespa crabro (European hornet) is the source of this 960-nucleotide messenger RNA. RefSeq names its product small integral membrane protein 14. Gene Ontology annotation, cellular component: endoplasmic reticulum. NCBI's taxonomy places the organism in Eukaryota, Metazoa, Arthropoda, Insecta, Hymenoptera, Vespidae. The record is from RefSeq and is a predicted model, not a curated record. The transcript has 7 exons. The coding region runs from base 517 to 840 and encodes 107 amino acids.
ACUAAUUCACCUACUUCACUCUCGUGUAUCUCGAUUGCGGUUACGUUCUGCGCUAAUUUUUUUUUUCCUUAACAGUGCUAUAAGUAACGAUCGUGAUCCAACGUUCUCCUUCGAUUUUUCUCUCUUUUUUUUUUGUUAUUGUACUUUUUAACAAAAAAAUAUAUAUACGUAUUAUUACGUAUAUCUAUCAACGAAUAUUGUGUGAAACGAAUCCCGCAUCUCUCAGAUAGGACGUAUGCAAGGACAUAUAAUUCAAACAGAAAUUGCACGCAUCUUCCAAGGUUACAGUUAAGAGGGCAUUAGAAUGUGCAUACGGUGACUGUAAGGCGACAUAUAACAUACGUGUACACUAUAAAUACAUACAUACGUUCGAGUAUUGCGAUAUUAUAAUAAAAUAAUAAAAUAAAAAAAUAAAAAAAAAAAAAAAAGAAAGUUAAACAAAAAAAGUGUAACGUCGGAUUUCUUCUCUUUUGCAAUUAAAUUCGAGACAUCGCGAAGAUACCUGUGUUGUUAACAAUGAGCGACGAUUCCGAUCUUUGCAAAUGUAUAUGGCCUAACGACUUGCUCAUGCAACGUCUACUUUCUAUCUUACGACUAACACAAAAUUACUGUACAGACAAUGAAUGUUUUAGCUUCUCAAGGUUGCCAGGACCGCUUCCUGUACAGCCAUCUUCUAAUUUUUUCAUGACAUGUUUAUUCUUUGCAUUUAUUGUUUUAAUGUAUAUUAUCAGACCAAGAUCUCUUCGACAUGCAUCAUUGCGGAGCAAUGUUGCUAAAAAUCGAAACGAUAUAUCCGGUUCGAGCGAUGAUCCUCCAACACCACCACCUACAGGAAAUUAAAAAACAGAAAGAGUAGAUGUCUAGAGAAAUUUUGUUCUACUCUCAUAGUUGGAUUUAUCAAGUCUGGAAAGUAACAAUAUUGGAAGAGUAAUUAUGAAUCAGAUGAUUCAUGAUCUGAAA